Molecule: messenger RNA, 288 nt
Organism: Macrosiphum euphorbiae (potato aphid)
Lineage: Eukaryota; Metazoa; Arthropoda; Insecta; Hemiptera; Aphididae
Source: the annotation of a GenBank genome assembly
AUGGAAAAAGACAUGGUAAGAGAACUGCGGAAAAUCGCACACGAAUCUCCAUUGAACGUUAGCGUAUUCCAUCCAUACUUCGUAUUUUUCGAUCAGUUUGAACUCGUUAGGCCCACGUCGAUCCAGUCUAUGGUGGUGGGCGGGGCUACGAUGAUGCUGAUCUCUUUCCUGUUCAUACCGAAUGUGCUGUGCUCCCUGUGGUGGCCUUCUCCAUCGUGUCCAUCGAGCUUGGCGUGGUCGGCUACAUGGCCCUAUGGGGCGUCAACCUGGACACGAUAUCCAUGGUGA